AUGUCAAACAACAGUAUCACAAAUAAACUUUCAAUUGAAGGUGUUGAUUUGAAGGAUAAACGUGUUUUAAUUCGCGUUGAUUUUAAUGUACCAUUUCAAGAUGGAAAAAUAACGAACAAUCAACGUAUCGUAGCUGCUUUGCCGACUAUUAAGUAUGCUUUAGAUAAGGGCGCAAAGACUGUUAUUUUGAUGUCUCAUUUAGGUCGUCCAAAUGGAAAGCCAAAUCCAAAGUAUUCACUUAAACCAGUUGCCGCUGAGCUUUCUAAGCUGUUGGGUAGUAGCAGAGAAGUCUCGUUCUUGAGUGAUUGUGUCGGUCCCGCUAUCAGUGAAGCAUGUCAUAAGGCCGACAAUGGACAAGUGAUCCUGCUUGAAAAUCUUCGAUUCCAUAUAGAAGAAGAAGGAUCCAUUAAAGAUGAUGAAGGAAAGAAAAUCAAAGCAUCUUCUGAGGAUAUAGAAAAGUUCCAAGCAUCUUUAACAGAACUUGGAGAUGUAUAUAUCAAUGAUGCAUUUGGUACAGCACAUCGUGCUCAUAGUUCAAUGGUUGGUGUGAAAUUACCAAUUAAGGCCGCGGGAACUUUGUUAACGAAAGAAUUGGAAUUCUUUGGAAAAGCAUUAGAAGAUCCAGAUCGACCAUUUUUAGCAAUUCUCGGCGGUGCUAAAAUUUCGGAUAAAAUUCAAUUAAUCAAUAAUCUUCUCGAAAAG
This is a messenger RNA of Dentiscutata heterogama, 702 nucleotides long. Lineage: Eukaryota; Fungi; Glomeromycota; Glomeromycetes; Diversisporales; Gigasporaceae. The record is from the annotation of a GenBank genome assembly.